Molecule: messenger RNA, 2013 nt
Organism: Paramecium primaurelia
Lineage: Eukaryota; Ciliophora; Oligohymenophorea; Peniculida; Parameciidae
Source: the annotation of a GenBank genome assembly
AUGAGAUAAUAAAUUAAACAAGAAGAGUCUGCACAACCUAUGAUUAUAUUGUAACCAACUAAAUAUAAAUUUAUGAUUUUUAUGGAUACUUCUCUUUAAAAAGAUGUAGACAAAUUAUACAAUAAACAUAAUAAAUAGAUGUAUUAAAUUAUAUUCUUAUUCCAUAUUAGUAUUGAUAAAGAGAGAGUUGAAAAAAUUUAAUAAGUUAAGGAUAAUGUGAAAGGUUUUAGAGAAAUUAUCAAUGAUUAUUAGACACAAUAAAAUGAAAUAGAUAGUCUCAAGUUGUAAUUACAGAAUUAGAUCAAAGCUAUUUUAUCAAAAGAAUAAAUUAUAAAAAAUAUUGAAGACACUUACAUGCAAUAAAUGGAAGAAGUAAAUUGAUCUCCAUUUAUUCAUAGAUCAAAAAUAAUUAUGAGUAACGUCAAUUUGAUUUAGUUAAAGAAUGUGAAUAAUUAAAAUUCAGAAAUAAAGAAUUAGAAGAAAUCAAUAUUAAAUAUCUAUCAUAAAAUGAUUUAUUAUUGAAAACCAAUAAUCAACUUUAAUAAAGAGUAAAUGAAUUAUAAAUGAAACUAACUUUAGCUGAAAAGAAUAAUCUUGUUACAUCUUUAGAAUUAGAAUAAAUGAAAGAAAUAAGAGCAGGAGCAUUAUUUAUUAAAGGAGCAUAUAAUAUAUUAAAAUAACAAUAUUAAGAUAAUAAUAUUUAUACUCUUUUGACUAAAAAAUACAAAUCUACUAUCUUAUAAUUUUUAGAACCAAAAGAUAUAUUUACUUUAAUGUUGACAAGCAAACAAAUGUAUUUCAUCAUUUAAAAUAAUCGAUCCUUAUUAAAUUAUAUUGUUAAUUAUAAAACCUUGGUUUUAAGAAAUGAAAUAAAAUAUUUAAGAGUAGAAUCAAAGUAAUUGAACCAUUUAAUUUAGUUAUUUUUAUGAUAUGUUAUAGUAAAUCCCUGAAGAAAUUGUUUAAAUUGGAAUUGCAAAAUUUUUAGUUUUCAAAUUCAAUGUUGGAUAAUACAUGAAUGAAAUAUUUAAUGAUGCAUAUGAAUUAAUUGAAGGUAAAUUCCAAAAUCAAUAAUAAAUUUAAUAGAAAUAAUAAUUAUCAUCAAAUGAUUCUCUUUAUCAGAAUGAAGAUUUACUUGGUUUAGGAGAAACAGAAGAACUAUAAACAUAGUCAAAAUAAUAAACUUCAACUUAAUCAUAAACUAACUUAUUUACUAAAAUUCAAUCAUAAACAACUAAUCAUGUAUAAUCCACAAAUAAAAAUACAAAUAAUAAUCUAAAAUAGUCUUAAUCAAACUAAUAAGCUAAAUCCUUAAGUGAUUUGUCUCUUUAACUUUAAUAAGAAUAUAAGGAUAUAGAUUAAUUAAUUCUAGAAUCAAUAUAGGUUCCUUUUCUUAAAGCUUAGAUUAUAAAAACAAGAAGAGAAAUGGUUGAUUUAGUUAAAAAGAGUUAAUCAAUUAAUCAAUAAUUAUUCUAAACUGGUAGAAAGUGCAUUCCAACACCUACAUAUCAACCUAAAUUUACAAUUUAGGAUUUUAUGCAAGCCUUACAAAUGACUUUCUCUAAAUUUGUAGUUCAUGGAAAUUAUUUGCAUUUAGAAUCCUAAUAAUUAUAAUAAGUAUGUAAUUACUUCUCAAGACUUCUCUUAGAAUAAAAUAAAUAGAUUUAUUAAUUAAAAUCAAUAAUAGAUGAUUAGAAAGUUGAAUUAGAUUCUUAAAAAGAAAUGAAAUAUUAUAUUCAAGAUAGAGCAAAAAGAUUUGAAGAAAGAAUAAUUAAAGCUGAGGAAUAAAUUUUUACUCUAAAUAAAUUAAAUUUUGAAUAAAAAUAACAAAUAUUAUAAUUGUAAAAAAAAGAAAUAGAGUUGGAAAACUUAAAUAAAGAAAAAGAUUAAAAAACUUAAACUUUAUUUUAAGCAGUCAAGUAAAUAAAAAUAGAAAAAGAUUAAGUUGAAAUCAAAUUAAAUUAAGUAUUAACAAAUUUCAAAAACAUGAAAAAUGCCCUUAAUAAAAUAGUAUGA